AUGGCCGCGGAGAUGCCCUCAGCCAAGGCCCUACAGCUACCCACCAAGGUGCCUUUCUGGCGACUCGUUAUCGACCCUGGUGUGAUCACCCAAGAGGUGGCAGACCAUCAUUACGCCGGAUCAGGAACGGAGGAGGAUCCAUAUGUGGUUCAAUGGCUUCCAAACGAUUUUCGAAACCCUCUCCAGUUGAAGCCUUCGUUAAAAUGGCUGGUUACGGUCGUCGCAGCCCUCGAGACCCUAGUGGUCGCUCUCGUCUCCUCAGCAUACACGGGAGGUAUCAUUCAAAUCGAAGAACAGUUUGAAACAACCACGGAGAUUGCGACGUUGGGGGUCUCACUCUAUGUGCUUGGAUUUGCCCUGGGUCCUCUCCUAUGGGCUCCCAUGAGUGAGCUUUUCGGUCGCCAAUCGGUUUUCAUCACCACAUACUGUGGCCUGACCAUCUUCUGUGCCGCCUGCAUUGGCGCAAAGAACAUCGAGAGUCUACUGAUCUUCCGUUUCUUGGCGGGCGCGUUUGGUUCCUCGCCCUUCACCAACUCAGGCGGUGUCAUUGCCGACAUGUUCAUGGCUCGCCAGCGAGGUCUGGCCCUUUCGGCCUUUGCAUUGGCACCCUUCCUCGGUCCCGUCAUCGGACCUAUCGCCGGUGGAUUCCUUGGUAUGGCCGCGGGUUGGAAAUGGGUUAUGGGCCUGUUGACCAUUCUCUGCGGUGUGAUGUGGUUUGUGGGAGCCGCCCUGAAGCCUGAGACUUAUGCUCCGGUUCUCCUACGUCAGCGCGCGAAGACUCUCUCCAAAAUGACCGGUCAGGUGUACUGCAGCAAACUGGAUAUUGAUCAAGGACGUGUCACUCUGAAGGCUGCUAUGAAGACUUCCCUCUCGCGGCCCUUCAUUCUGUUGUUUCGCGAGCCUAUCGUGCUGCUGCUCUCCAUCUACCUUGCUAUUAUCUACGGAACCCUAUACAUGCUUUUCGGUGCCUUCCCCAUUGUGUAUGAGAUUCAUCGUGGAUGGAACCAAGGUGUUUCGGGUCUUGCCUUCCUUGGUGUGAUGGUGGGUAUGCUCUGUGCUAUCGCCUAUUCGAUCCCCGAGAAUUCGCGCUAUAUCAAACUCCUCGACAAGAAGGGAGGUUAUGCGCCUCCGGAGGCCCGUCUUCCGCCAUGCAUGCUGGCCUCGCUUGCCCUUCCGAUAGGCCUCUUUUGGUUUGCCUGGACUAACUCGCCGUCGGUCCAUUGGCUUGCGAGCAUUGCUGCUGGAGUACCUUUCGGAUUCGGAAUGGUGCUCGUCUUCCUCAGCGUCUUUAACUAUCUGAUUGAUGCCUACACUAUCUUCGCGGCCUCUGUUUUGGCUGCAAACUCCCUUCUCCGGUCGUUGUUCGGCUUUGCUUUCCCGCUCUUCACCUCUUACAUGUUCCAAAACCUGGGAAUUCAUUGGGCAUCUUGUAUUCCGGCCUUCUUGGCCCUUGCAUGCGUGCCGUUCCCCUUCCUGCUUUACAAGUAUGGUCUUUCCAUUCGAAAGCAUUGCAAAUACUCUGCCGAGUCGGAAGCUUUUGUUCAAAACAUCCUCGCAACCAUGAAAAAGGCCUCGGAGGAGGGCUCCGAAAAGGAUGAACCCGAGGUUAACCAGCCCGAGGAGGACGACGUGGCUUCGCUCCCCGAGCCAAAGGAACAGACUUCAGCGGAUGUUCACUCUGUUCAUCGCACACUCUCACGCUCAUCCACCCACACUACACAUGCAAUGCACCGGGUUCCUACAUACGAGGCCAAUCCUUAUAACAUUGACCGCGUGCAUACCCGGGAGUCAUUCAAAUAA
Messenger RNA from Penicillium nucicola, 1800 nucleotides. RefSeq names its product MFS transporter. Lineage: Eukaryota; Fungi; Ascomycota; Eurotiomycetes; Eurotiales; Aspergillaceae. Bases 1 to 1800 code for a protein of 599 amino acids. The transcript has a single exon. Gene Ontology annotation, biological process: transmembrane transport. The record is from RefSeq and is a predicted model, not a curated record. Gene Ontology annotation, molecular function: transmembrane transporter activity.